Molecule: messenger RNA, 1701 nt
Organism: Dinoponera quadriceps
Lineage: Eukaryota; Metazoa; Arthropoda; Insecta; Hymenoptera; Formicidae
Exons: 8
Coding region: 343-1530 (395 amino acids)
Source: RefSeq, a predicted model, not a curated record
GUGCGACGUAACGAUGAGGCAUGUCGAAGAUUGCUCACUCCGCAUGCGCAACUUUUGCUCUUCUGUUGCGUUCGAUUUGGGCUUGAUACGCGCUGUAAGCGUCGUCCUACCUUUAUUAUCCGUUAACCAAAGAGAGAUAGAAUGGAACGCUUACAGCGCGUGAACGUUCAAAUUGAACGCAGCCUAGGCCCGUUGUCUCCAUUUUCUUCCAGCCUAGCGUAUUGUGUGGAUCUUAGUGUGUGUCAAGCGGAUUUUAGUGUAUGUUAAGUUGUUAAAAAGUACGAAGGGAAGUGUUUGCAGUUGGACAUUUUUGCCGAAGAUAUCAUACAACUGUGGGUUGAAAUGAGCUUACCCUAUGCGGUUGUACAAUUUCCGAAGGAAGGGACGUACUCUGAAAUUCCGACCUCGUGGCUUACAAAAGACUUUACUCAAUGCAGAUGGCCAACAACAAAAAAUGUUACUUUCUUUCUCAAAAAGAAUAAUCCACCAAAGGCAGAUUGGUUGCUUUGUGAUGUCAAAGUAGAAUGCUACUGCAACACUUUAGAACAGGCACGGAGAAAAGCGAAGGGUGCUAAUUACUUAACUUCUUACGAAGAAAACAGAGGACGUGGAAAAAGGGUUGUACACGAGAAAAAAUACGACGAUACGUACGAUACUUGCGAUAACGAUUCGCGUUUACGUAAGACUGCACACAAGAAAUUAAAAAUCGAUAAGAAUUGGGAUUCUUCGUCGGAUUCUUCGUCGGGAAAAAUGUCUUUAUGUGACAAACAAUUGUCGCGGGAGAAGCUAUCCUCUUGUGAACGAGUUUCACAAGUUGCCGUCAAAGGAAGCUUUUCUACGCCAAACAGUUCCUUGUGUGAUAAAUCACAACUGCGGAAAGGUGAUCCGUUGCAAAUGGAUGAACUUAAUAAUAUUAAUGAACCGUUGACAUUUGAACCUAUGGAAGUUAAUGUGCCAAAUCUCAAUGUUAUUACAACCGAUUCUCCGUUAGCUACGGUUGGCGACAUUGAAAAGCUGAUUUCAAUUUGUAAGGAGACAUUAGAGUGUGUAAAAAGUGUCGACAAAAGGCUGGGAGCUUUGGAGAAAAGAAUUUGUGAAACGGAAGACCCUACGAUUAAUAUGUUCGACGGUAUACUUCCGAUUAAUUCCAUGGAGGACCUGAUAAAGUUCGAGGAAAGUCUGGAAACUAUUGAAACAAGAAUGAAUUUUGUCGAAUUUAUGAAGAAAAUCGGAGGAAAAGACAACAGAAGUACAGUGCAACGAUGUAUGAGCCGUUUAUUUACAAAUGAAUUUGGCAUUGCUUGUUCUUGGUGUGGUCGCGGGAAUAAUUAUCGCAUGUGCGAUUUGAAAUGCAUGCGCGUUCUAAAAGGUAUAUUGAGAACCAAGGGAAUCGACGAGUGCGACGUCGAAAUUGUAGCAAGCGAAUGGUUCCGCCUCAGCAGGCUUCGGUAUGACCGGGAAAAUAAAAAAAAUUGUUCACAUACAGUCGCAUCGGAUGUUCGUCAGGUAAAGGUACCUGAAGACACUUGAUCCUCCUUUUUGACAUUUUUGAGUGCCUCAAAAAAUACAAGAGGAAUAAAGAAACAUUCUUAUACCAAACAACAUCACAGAUAUUUUAACGGUGCAAGGUGUCCUCAGGAUCAUCCUGAAUAUGUCCAGGAUGUCCUGGGGGAUAUUUUCGAAAUAUUUAGUUGUGUCAUU